Messenger RNA from Papaver somniferum (opium poppy), 2475 nucleotides. RefSeq names its product sugar transport protein 5-like. Gene Ontology annotation, cellular component: membrane. The transcript has 9 exons. Gene Ontology annotation, biological process: monosaccharide transmembrane transport. Bases 213 to 2183 code for a protein of 656 amino acids. NCBI's taxonomy places the organism in Eukaryota, Viridiplantae, Streptophyta, Magnoliopsida, Ranunculales, Papaveraceae. Gene Ontology annotation, molecular function: monosaccharide transmembrane transporter activity. The record is from RefSeq and is a predicted model, not a curated record.
UCAGUUUCAGGAUGCACCGAUGCAGUGAAAAUGAAGAAGAAAACCCGAAUGCAUAGCGGAGUGGAAAAGAGAUUUGAAAAGUGAGACUGACAGAAUAAAGUUUGGAAACUCUUGAUCAAAGAAAGUGUAUGAAUCAAUUCCGUAGAUAAUCAAAGAUACAAUCUCGAAUUGAAGGAAAGUUCCAAUUUCACUAAAGCAAUAUUCUUGGUGGUAUGAUCAUGAGUAUGCAACAUUCCUCUGCAAGUCUGAUAAUUGCACUUUUGGCAAUUGUUGUUGCCCCUCGUGGAAGUCGAGGUGGAGUUACGGGGUACUGUCCUAAUGAUCUUGUGAAGCAAGUGUACUUAAGUUCCAGCAAGUACACGGCUUUGAAUGGGUACCUCUUGGUGUUGCUCGGACUUCUGGGUGCCAGCUGGGGGGGUGGGUUGGUGGGGGGUUGUUAUGUUGAGGUUACCGUUGGCUGCCAUGGAGCCGAAGCUGGAAAGGGUGAUAAGAAGAAAUCUUCAGUAGAUAAUUUGCAAGCUUCCGGAGGAACAUUUAUUUGUCCCACUCAUCGUGCAUACAAUGUCUUCUGGAUCUUCUCUAAAAAGACUCUAGCUACCAAAUGGACUGCAGACUCUGGCUACCCAACUGCGUUUGGAAUCAAAGUUCGGUUCGUCUUUCUCUAUGAACUGAGAGCAAUGGAGAGUGGUAUAGGAAAUGGCAUUAGCAGUAACAUUAGGAUGAAGCCCAGCGGCAAGGUAACGGCGUCCAUGAUUCUCACUUGUAUUGUUGCUGCUUCUUGUGGUUUAAUAUUUGGUUAUGAUAUUGGAAUUUCAGGUGGUGUGACGACGAUGGAGCCAUUCCUACGCAAGUUCUUUCCCGUGGUGCUGAGGAAAAUGGCCGAAACUACGGGAAAUACGUACUGUGUCUAUGAUUGUGAGGUUCUAACUCUGUUCACUUCUUCAUUGUACAUAGCUGGGCUUGCCUCGUCCCUUGUGGCUAGCCGAGUUACUAAAGUUAUGGGUCGUAAAGCUACAAUGGUGCUUGGUGGAAUUACCUUCUUGAUCGGGGUUGCUAUUAACGGUGCUGCCGUCAACAUAGCGAUGCUCAUAUUGGGACGGAUCCUGCUAGGUUUUGGUGUUGGUUUCACAAACCAGGCAACUCCGGUUUACAUAUCAGAAAUGGCCCCACCAAAAUGGCGCGGUGCAUUCAGUUCUAGCUUCCAGCUAUUCAUAGGCAUAGGUGUUAUUGUGGCUACUGUCAUAAACUUUGGUGCCACACGACUCGGCUCCUGGGGUUGGCGACUUUCCUUGGGGCUUGCUGCAGCACCGGCUGCUUUCAUGACACUCGGUGCACUUUUAGUGACUGACACACCAAGUAGUCUAGUUGACCGUGGUAAAGUAGUCCAGGCUCAACAAGCUCUACUAAAAGUCCGAGGAGUCAACUCUAAUGUUGAAGCUGAGCUGAAUCAACUCAUUGUUGCAAGUGAAGCUACAAAAGAGGUUUAUAAAGAACCGUUUAAGACUAUAUUUGAGAGACAGUAUCGACCCCACCUUGUAAUGUCGAUUGCAAUUCCAUUCUUUCAACAGCUCACGGGAAUUAAUGUUAUUGCCUUUUACGCUCCGGUUUUAUUUCAGUCCAUAGGAUUUGGAAAUGACUCGGCCUUGAUUGGAGCAAUUAUUCUUGGUGUGGUUAAUUUUAUUUCGAUAACAAUAUCAAUGUUUAUAGUUGAUCGAUAUGGACGCCGAGUUUUGUUCAUGCAAGGUGGGAUUCAGAUGAUUAUCUGCCAGGUGGCCUUGGCAUGCCUUUUAGGGGCAGAAUUAGGGAUCUCUGGGGACCAACCAUUGUCUCGAACAUCGACUAUUUUGGUACUAAUUCUGAUGUGUAUAUAUGCGGCUGGUUUUGGUUGGUCAUGGGGACCGCUUUCAUGGCUUAUACCUAGCGAGAUUUUCCCGAUGAAUAUUAGACUAGCAGGGCAAAGCAUAAGCGUCGCAGUUAACUUCCUGACAACAUUUGUUUUAGCUCAAACAUUCUUAACGAUGCUAUGCCAUUUUAAAUUCGCUAUCUUCUUGUUUUAUGCUGUAUGGAUCGCGAUGAUGACCGGAUUUGUUGCUGUUUUCCUGCCGGAAACAAAAGGGGUUCCUCUUGAAUCAAUGCAUACUGUUUGGGAACGACAUUGGUACUGGAGUAGGUUUUCUGCUUGAAUAGCCGUAGCUAAUUACCAUUCGUGGGCGACAUCAUCAGGCCUGGGCAACCUUGGGGGCCAGAUUAAGGGCGUUUAAAAACUAGAAAUUGCAUGUUUUGAAUAAACAGAAGAAUUACAUUUGCAAUCGGGACAUUAUGAGUUGUGUGCCUCUAUAUUAGAAUAGAGGCAAAUGUGGGCCUUCAGUGAGGGAUAUGUAUGUUCUUGCACUUGAUAUUAAUCCGGCUAAAUUGGGCCUAUACCACUUAAUUGGGGCCUAUAGCUAGAUGACAAAAAAAGGUCAUUAGAAAUCA